Phragmites australis (common reed) is the source of this 714-nucleotide messenger RNA. Its product is annotated as mini zinc finger protein 1-like. The record is from RefSeq and is a predicted model, not a curated record. Lineage: Eukaryota; Viridiplantae; Streptophyta; Magnoliopsida; Poales; Poaceae. The transcript has a single exon. Gene Ontology annotation, biological process: regulation of DNA-templated transcription; regulation of developmental process. Gene Ontology annotation, cellular component: nucleus. Gene Ontology annotation, molecular function: transcription cis-regulatory region binding; DNA-binding transcription factor activity. The coding region runs from base 158 to 421 and encodes 87 amino acids.
GGUUGGUUGGUAACCCGUGAUCUCGUCCACUCUCCGUACAAAAAGUCGCCCGCCCUCCAAGGUCCAAGCCGUGAUAGCAACGGCGUCUUUCUACUCCUUUCAUUUCAGCUCAGUUUUCCUCCCGGUGCUCCUCUCGAUCAUCUCCAUCGAAUCGUCUAUGGGGCCUAAGCAAGACUGGUCCAUGGCCAACGGCACGGCGGCGGCGAGGAAGGAGACCAAGGUGGUUCACUACAGGGAGUGCCAGCGCAACCACGCGGCGAGCUUCGGCGGGUACGCCGUGGACGGGUGCCGCGAGUUCAUGGCGUCGGGCGCGGAGGGCACGGCCGCGGCGCUCAUGUGCGCCGCCUGCGGGUGCCACCGCAGCUUCCACAGGCGCGAGGAGGAGGCCGAGUGCGACUGCUCCUCCACCGCCUCCGGCUGAGUCAGUGCUUGUGAGCUGACCGGUGAGCGAGGUGAGACCAUAGGGGCAUUGAAAUGAUUUGGUAGGUGCAUUCAGCCAUAUAUAUAUGCAUGGACCGAUAUUUAUUUUGUAUCUUUUUCCUCUUGGUCUUGGAUUCUCAGUGAAAUCUAUGUGUGAUGUAACAAUAAUAUUUGUGGAUCGUUCGUAUAUGAUGAGCAUAUAACUGGUUCGUGUCUGUGUAUAUAGUAGUACUGUGAUUGUAUGCCCUGUUAUUUCCUCAUAGAAAUAUAUGAACAUCUAAUAUUUUGUCGAUA